UCAUCCAAUCCUUCUAACUGAGGUUAUCUUUUGAAGAAACAAAAUGAGUAGCAGUAGUACAAGUACAUUUACAGAAAGUCCUCACAGAACUACAAUGAAGGAAACUACAAUACAAUCAACACACGGAAGUACAACCGCUUCAAGUUUCUUGGACACAUUUGAAAUUUUUUUUGCAGAAAAUCAAGAGCUUUUCAUCAAGACUGGGAUAGGAACAGGGGGCUUUCUUUUGGGGAUAAUCUUAAUGUUGAUCGUAUCCAAGUGUAAAAGAAAAAAGGAUACAGAAAUAAGCAGCACUUCAAAUAAUGGAGUGAUUACUAAUGGACGUACACAGGAAGAAAUGGACAGUCUGCUGCAAAAGUAUAUUAAUGACGCCAACACUAUGAAAAAACGAUGGCAGAGCACGACCUCCGAAGUUUAUACCCCUCAGCAGAAUACACAUUAUGCUGAAAACGAUAUACCCAUGGAAUCCAUGGGUUUUGUACAAUUCAGUCAUCAGGAAUCUACAGCUUACUAUCCCCCACCGACUGAAGAAGUACCGCCAAGGGAAUACACCAACAGUGGUGUGGUUCAAAGUUACAGAGCUGAAGAAAACUUCGGAGUGCACGAGAGUACGGCGAGAGGUGAAAAUUAUUUUCUUCUACAGAAAGACUUUGUUGAAAUCAAUGGAAUGCCGAAUGAAAGUGUCCCACAAGGAUAUACCGCAGAUAAUUACUUCCUUUUGGAAAGAGAUUUUGUUGAAGGUGAUGACUUUCAGAAUCAGGGCCAGAUUACCGCUAUUUAAUUUUGACUAACGGCAUCUUUGUGAUGCAUUGGGACAAGACAUUUAUUUUUUUUCAUAUUGAAUAGAAAAAAAA
Messenger RNA from Saccostrea cuccullata (small rock oyster), 854 nucleotides. RefSeq lists its product as uncharacterized. The coding region runs from base 44 to 781 and encodes 245 amino acids. The record is from RefSeq and is a predicted model, not a curated record. The transcript has 6 exons. Lineage: Eukaryota; Metazoa; Mollusca; Bivalvia; Ostreida; Ostreidae.